Musca domestica (house fly) is the source of this 2249-nucleotide messenger RNA. RefSeq names its product IDLSRF-like peptide. Gene Ontology annotation, molecular function: protein binding. The record is from RefSeq and is a predicted model, not a curated record. The transcript has 5 exons. Bases 1371 to 1997 code for a protein of 208 amino acids. NCBI's taxonomy places the organism in Eukaryota, Metazoa, Arthropoda, Insecta, Diptera, Muscidae.
UUCACUUUGUUAGAGGUUUCUUCUGGUAGCGAACAUAAAAUAAAAAUUGAAAAAUAAAAGGAAACCAUUUCCACUGAAAACCAAAAUACACACACUCACACACAGUGACACCAGCUUACUCACACCACCAAGAGUGACUGUGAAAUUACUACAGACAACUAAACAGCAAAUUAAAGAAUACAACAACAAAAACAACAACAGCAACAGUAACAGUGACUGAAGUGAAAUUUUUUUUUGAAGUGAAACGAAAUUUCAUCGAAUGGAAAAUUAAAGCUCGUACUCAAAAUUUUUAUUUGGCGUAACAUGUAACAAAAACAAAACGAACAAGUUGACGAAAUUAUAAUUAAAACAAAAUACGAACGAACGAAUUAAUGAACGAACAACCAAAACAUAUCAGAUAAGUUGCCUGUGAAUAUAAUUUCUUAAUAACAACAAUAAGGAAAAGAGUAAAUAAAACAGCAAAAAAAGGAAAACAACAACAAAAAAGAAAAACAUAAAAAAAGUUUUAUUUGUAAUUUAACAUUGGCUUUGACUUGUCGGGCAAAUAAAGCAAACAAAAACAGAGAGAAACCCAUAAAAAUUGAAUGUGAAAUUAAUUGCAAAGAAUUAAGCCGCACAACCCCACACACACACCGAGACACCAGCUAGGCUGGCAAAGGAAUUGAAAAAGAGGCGAAAAGGCAGUUCAAAGGAAGUCUAAACAGACAUAAAACCGCAAUUUAUAAACUCCACAAACGAAUUCAGAGGAAAAGGAAAUUACGGCAGCAGUAGCAGCAGCGGCAACAAAGACACCAGCUUUUCCCCAAAACCCCAAGGAAAUCAUUGUGGGUGGAAGUGAGUCAGCCAGCCAAAAAGUCUGACGGAACGGGCUGUGAAAACACAUGCCAGUGAAGAAAAACAGAAAAUAACUUCAUUACCAAAUCAUUUGUAACGUCAUUUGUUGUGUAAACGCAUAUGUGUGUGUAUAUGUUCGUCAUUGUGUAAUUGUGUUAGUGUUUAAUGACGUGUGAUUCCACAACAUAAAGGUGUGGCUUGAAGAGCAAACAGAAAAAAAAAAAACAAAAAAGACGAAAUACCGCCAACAACGAAAUAGUGUUGACAAUUUUUGCAGUUCACAAUUUAUUUAUAGUUCAGUUGAAUUUAACAAAGGAAGCCAACACCACAGCCGCCACCACCCGACAAGUAUUCGCUUCAUUUCCUUUCUUUUGGUUGCAAAAUAAGUUAUUUUUAUCUGAACGGCCCUGCAAAAUAGCUUAACUAACAAAAAGGGUUCUCCAAGCGCAAAAACAACAAUCAAUUUGUUUUUGUUUAAAUUUAUUUUGUUUCUCAACUACCAUCUGUGAGGAAAAAAGAGCAACUCUCUACGCAACAUGUCGUCAUCAUCACCUUCGGCAUCAUCCUCCAUCCUGGUGCGACACUUAACAUGGCCAAUUUUUAUUGCAAUCCUGUUGGGUUCGUUCAAUGUCAAUGCCAUUGAUUUAAGCCGUCUCUAUGGCCAUAAUAUGGUGCAGAAACGUAGCGAUGCCUGCCAUCCCUAUGAACCCUUUAAGUGUCCCGGUGAUGGGAAUUGUAUUUCAAUUCAAUAUCUAUGCGAUGGUGCACCCGAUUGUUCUGAUGGCUAUGAUGAGGAUGCUAGAUUGUGUACUGCAGCCAAACGACCACCAGUAGAAGAGACCGCUUCAUUCUUGCAAAGUCUAUUGGCAUCACAUGGACCCAAUUACUUGGAAAAAUUGUUCGGUAGUAAGGCUCGCGAUGCUCUAUCCCCGCUGGGUGGUGUAGAGAAGGUGGCCAUUGCAUUGAGUGAAUCGCAAACGAUUGAAGAUUUCGGUGCGGCAUUGCAUUUAAUGAGAUCCGAUUUGGAGCACUUGCGAUCCGUCUUUAUGGCCGUGGAAAACGGCGACUUGGGCAUGCUGAAAUCGUUGGGCAUCAAAGACUCUGAACUGGGCGAUGUGAAGUUCUUUUUGGAGAAAUUGGUCAAUACAGGUUUCUUAGAUUGAGUAGCACCAGAUCCGGCUUCUGGAUUUUAUUAUGCACAUGCCCAGCCCAUCAAUCCAAGUUUUUAUUCAUAUUUAGGCACUCCCUAUGACAAUUACUAUUAAAUCGCAUGCGGUGUAUCGAGUAAUUGUUAUAUAGCAAGUGAUUAAAUAUCAAUAAAAACCGAACAUAAACAUUAUUACAGCAUUACAGAAUUUUCAUAGAAAAAAAAAUUGCAAAAAAAUCACAAAAAAAUAGAAAUUUUAUUUUGGGAA